Messenger RNA from Cercospora beticola, 2836 nucleotides. RefSeq names its product RNA methyltransferase (gene TGS1). The record is from RefSeq and is a predicted model, not a curated record. Gene Ontology annotation, biological process: 7-methylguanosine cap hypermethylation; 7-methylguanosine RNA capping. Gene Ontology annotation, cellular component: nucleus. NCBI's taxonomy places the organism in Eukaryota, Fungi, Ascomycota, Dothideomycetes, Mycosphaerellales, Mycosphaerellaceae. Gene Ontology annotation, molecular function: RNA cap trimethylguanosine synthase activity.
GAAACACCACCACGCAAACAUCAGGCGCACAAUGUCAUCGGCCACAGAACCGCCUGAGGGCGUACAAACAUACACAUCAGCAGACGAAGUACCCCAAGAACUGCAGAAAUACUGGCAUCAGCGCAAUUCGAUCUUCUCCAAGUACGACGAAGGCAUCUGGUUGACGGAUGAUGCCUGGUUCGGUGUGACACCCGAGCCAAUUGCAAAAAAGAUUGCUGAGCAUGUGGCAACCGCGCCCAAGGAGAAGAAAGUCCUUAUCGACGCGUUUGCUGGAGUCGGUGGCAAUGUGAUCGCGUUUGCCCUCUCCGGACGCUGGAGCCAGAUCUUCGCAGUCGAAAGGGAUGCGAAGACACUCGCCUGCGCAAAGCACAAUGCCGAGAUCUACGGAGUUGCGAAGAAGAUAUGGUGGAUUCAUGGCGACAUUUUCGACGUGCUGAAGGCGCGUUUGAAAGCGUCUGCAAAGAGUGCUGUGAUCUUCGCCAGCCCUCCAUGGGGAGGACCUUCGUAUACGGACUGGGAUGUUUUCGACCUGUCUUACAUGGAGCCUUACAAUAUGAAAGCUCUCUGGGAUGCUUUCUCGAUUGCGAACGAGGUCGUGCUGUACCUACCCAGGACUUCGGAUGUGCAACAGCUGGCCAAAUAUGCCAAGGAGAAUGAGAAGCUCCCUGUCACCCACUAUUGCAUGAGAGGUGCAAGCAAAGCGCUUUGUGUGUUCUACGGCUCUUUCGGGUUGUCUUGAGAUGCGGCGUACAAAUUGAUGAAUCGAAUGGACUACGAGAAUAUCAGCAUUCUGGACUAAGGCUAUCGUCAUAUCAUAAACUAUCUCAGCGCCUUUUGGAAGCGCUGCUUCCAAAGCCCCGGGUUCUCAUCUGUAGAGAAGGGCUACACGGACUAUGCUGUCACUCCACAAGCUGCAUUUACAACUCCACCGGGACCUUGUGCCAGGCAUUUCCCAGGAGUCCACGAAAGUUCCACGUCGCAUCAAAGGUCUGCGGCUGAGUGUUGUAGCCCUCGUCAACAGCCUUCACCACAAACACUGGAUUCGCUUGUGGUAGCUUGUCCUUUGGCCAAUCGAUAGUCCACUGCGUCCAAGCCCAUCUUCUGGUACCUUUGGCGUCGUCUUUACGCAAACAAGCUUGUCUCCAGGUUUGACCACCGUCUGCAGAUACGUCAACACGGACUAUCUUUCUUCCGCCGCCACUGAAAGCAAAGCCGUUCACGCGUAGUGGCACGUUGCCAUCGUCACAUCUCAUGAUGUCGGUGAUUGCACUCUGAACGGGCAUUUCUUGGAUGCUUUGUGCGGCCUCCCAGUCCUCCGCCUUGAGAUCAGAAGCUCGCACGUUUGGCCCGAAACACUUAUAAUCUCGAGCAUGCCAAUUGGAUUGAGACUCUUCACAGCUCAGGCGAACUUUCCCGAGCCACUUCACGCUGCGCGUCGCAACGCUUCCCGGCACAAUUGCUCUCAAAGGCCCCCCAUGAUCGCGGGGCAUUUCUUCACCAUUCAUCUUCCAGGCCAACAGGACGUCCGAGGCAGGAUUUAAUGCUGUCUGAAGGGGUAUGCUUUGUUCGUAUGUGUCAGAGGGUGCGCAAAAGUGGAUAUGCUGGUCCGCGUCUGGGUCAUUCGGACACGUCGCACAGGCUUUGUCCACAUCGUAACCAGCGUCGAUCAAGACGUCGCGGAGACGAACGCCUGUGAAUUCUGCAGUACCAAUGGCACCAAUGUCCCACUGAAGACCAGAAGUCUUGCCGUGCUGAGAUUCGUUCAUGUGCGCUCGGCGAUUUCCUGCGCACUGCAGAGUUGCUGUAAUCGUGUGCACUCGGAAUUUUGAUUUGAGGUCAUCGAGAGUGUACGACACCUCUUCGCCGUCGGACAGCUCGAUUUUCAGCUCAUGCUCACUGGCAUCGAUUUUCGGCACCCAGAGAUGAUGCCUCACAAAGAAGAGUCGCAAAGGAGUGAUGAAGUCGCCAAGAAGCCUGCCAGGAGUCUCUGCAUUGCAGGGUUUGGGUGUUCGCACGAUCAGCUCUGGAUCGCGCUCUGGGUCAUCCUUGAAUGGAUCGUCGAUACAAGCGCCCUCAGUGCCAGACCAAUUGAUCUUGCCUUGACUGUCCAGAUCCCUUUGGUCCAGCUCACCAAUGUAAUAGUCGUCGAGAAUCCGCUUCACUUCUGGCUUGUUGUGAAUGCUGAACAGCUUCCAGUAAGGAUCGAUUGAGCCACCGCAAGCGCGAAGAAUGACCUCUCCGCCUGGAUGUGCCUCAACGAACGAGGUAAUGUCGUAUACAGACGUACCAUGGAUGACCCAUUUGCUCGAAGAUGAUCGAUCAUGCUUGACCACUUCUGACAAACGAAACGUUGUGGAGUCCGCCUCUUCAUCAACAAUGACCUUCACAUCGGUAUCCUCGUCCUCAGGAACUUCGACGAUAUUGUCUUGGACCCAUGAAACCACUGGAGCGGCCAAUACAGCUACCGCAGAAGCUCCAAACAACACAGCCAGGACGCCCUCAGCAUCAGACUGUCGAGCGUGCGAAGCGUUUCUCCAGUAAGAAGACUGGCGUACCCCAUUCCACUGCAAAAACCUCUCCCGCCUCUUUACCAGCAAGGACGAUGUAUAUCUCGACCCACUCUUUCGAGCCUCUCCGGGCGCAAUUUGCUUGACGUGAUUCGUCGACAGCGUUCUAGGGCCAGCAGGCCGUCCAAUCGGGUUCUGACAUGGUUUCGGGGUGUGGAGCAGUGUUUUCGGGAUGCCGAUGAGUUGUUUGAGACGAAUUUGGCCUGAUUUCGACAUUUUCGUGGUUGUUCAUGGCCAGUCAGCGCAACGACAGAAGGCGUGAUCAGAGC